AUGUACAUGCUUACCCUGGAAGCGAUACAGAAUGCGUUGACAAACUGGCACUCUAACUCCGAGAUAUUCAUCUCAACAGAUACUGCAGCCUGGGUAACACCUGGAUGGGUUCGUGGCGGCUUCUUGUUCUGCCAAGCUGAGCACAUCUUAUUGGCACUCAUCAAUAAGCGCGUUCUUGUGAACACUCGGCAGGGCACUAGGGAAACCAUGACGCCUUUCACCAUGGAGCUUUGA
Colletotrichum spaethianum is the source of this 234-nucleotide messenger RNA. RefSeq lists its product as uncharacterized. The coding region runs from base 1 to 234 and encodes 77 amino acids. The transcript has a single exon. NCBI's taxonomy places the organism in Eukaryota, Fungi, Ascomycota, Sordariomycetes, Glomerellales, Glomerellaceae. The record is from RefSeq and is a predicted model, not a curated record.